AUGGGCUGCGCAUCAUCGAAACCUGCUUCUCGUGAAUUCAAGAUCCCAAGACCCGACGAAAAUGGAGAUUGCAGCAGCACUGAUAGUCACGUCGUGCACCUCACUUCAACCACCUAUGGCGCUCUCGAGCUCGGAAGCCAUGAAAUUCAGAAGCCUGAGUUGGAAGUGACAACCACACCAGAAGGAUUUCCCGAGAUCAUCGAUGCGAGGGAGCUUAUGCAAGGAAUUGAAUCGGAAUUGAAAUUGGAAUCGGAAUCGGAAUCGGAAUUGCCUGGUGCAAUCCACUUCGGAAAACACCCAAAAUCUAGGGUUUCGUCGAGGAAGAAAAUUGGGGGAAAGGAGAACAGAGGAAUAGCAGCAAUCCAAAUCAGGUCGCCGUCAUCGGAGAAAGGGCUCAGAGUCAGACCAGCCCUGAAAGAAGUCAGCAACACGUUCCCGGAGAACACAGUGAAGAAGCCAUGCCCAUGGCCAUCGGUAGAAACGAAAAGACGAAAAUGCCCAUGCCCUCCGGACGCGGUGGUGCUGUACACGACGACGCUACGGGGAAUCCGGAAGACGUUCGACGAGUGCAACGUGGUCCGAUCGAUUCUGGAGUGGCAGGGCGUGCGGACGAUCGAAAGGGACAUAUCGAUGGACUCUGGAUUCCGGGAGGAAUUGAGGGGCCUGAUGGAGGACGAGGCGAGGGUGCCGGCGGUGUUCGUGAAAGGGAGGCUGAUCGGAGGGGCGGAGGAGAUGCUGAGGCUGGAGGAGGAGGGGCGACUGGGGAGCCUGCUGGACGGUGUGCCCAAGGCGGCGGCGGCGGCGGCGUGCGGGGGUUGCGGCGGGGCGCGGUUUGUGGUGUGCGGGCAGUGCUAUGGGAGCUGUAGGGUUUGGUCAAACGGGAAAUGCGCCAAGUGUAAUGAGAACGGCUUGAUUGUUUGUCCCUUGUGCACUUUCUUGUGUACUUAA
Messenger RNA from Andrographis paniculata, 948 nucleotides. RefSeq lists its product as uncharacterized. The record is from RefSeq and is a predicted model, not a curated record. NCBI's taxonomy places the organism in Eukaryota, Viridiplantae, Streptophyta, Magnoliopsida, Lamiales, Acanthaceae. Bases 1 to 948 code for a protein of 315 amino acids. The transcript has a single exon.